AUGGUUGAAGCUCACCGCUCGCAGUCGCAACACUGCACCUCCCACUCUGCCUCAAAUCUCGCAGGCGCCGCAUCGUAUCGGGUUGUUGACCCCUACUCGCCAGCCAGUGCAAGUGUCAGGCCAGAAAACGAGGGAGGAGUGCAGAAACGGGGAGGUCGAGCUGAAAAUGAGCCCCUGGAAUCGCGAAUGUCGGGCCCAUCAGGGGGAUUCAGUUCAUCGAAAGGCAUGAAAGUCGAAGAUACGUCAUCAUCAUUAGAAGGUUCUGAUGCUUUGCCUUUAAAAAGUGAGGAAACAAUUGAAGAGGCAGUUCAGAGACUCAUACAACUUAACAAGGAUAAGCUUUCUGACUCUCAACUUUUGGAUCUAAUCGCUUCAUUUUAUCUGGUAACGAAUCAAUGUUUGAAAAAAUGUAAAACCGAUCCAUCGGCUCAGUUAAAACAGAAACCUGCGGAAGUAACUUCAAAGAUGAUUGAGGAGAGGAAGCAAGACAACUUUUCUGGAAAUACAGACGAGAGCACUGAUGAGGACGAAAAAGUGCCACCAACUGAGCGGCCUAUUUCACUGCUGGAGAGGAAACGCCUCCAAUGGCUACGAGAACGAGCGGAACUCGAGCAUCUGGAAAGGGAUCGUGCCAAGUCCGUGAUGGAUUUGACCGCAGAAGCGGAUAUGAUUGGUGGGAAGAUGCAGUCCACAGUCGCCCGAAAUGUGCUCUCCGCCAAGAAUCAUCACCGCUUUCAACGCUGUCACUAUCUCGCCGGAUUGCCCGUGGGCGAGGAUCCUCACGCUGAGGCGGAGUUGAAGGAGCAGCAGCGGCGCCAGUGGCUGGCCGAGUUGGACCGUCAAGUAGAGGAGCGGCGGGUGGCGCGAGAGCGUGAACGCCUUCGACGCCUCUCCGUUGAAACUGCCAAUCACAUUAAGGAAGCAACUUGUGCAACGGGAACGGACAGAGAAUGUAGUGCAGCCCAAUGUGACGUCAAGUCCGCCAGCUUUGGUAGGGGUCGCGGAUUGGCAGACCUCCUUGGCAAGCAGGACAUUGACUCCGCUGCGAAGCGUCAGCAGCAACUGGAGUUGCAGGAGGCGUACGCAGAGCAGAUACGCGAGCGUGCGGAGCGCCGGCGCCAGGAGCGUGAGGUGGAGGCUCGGACGGAGGCGGAGGAAGCUGCGCGCCUCGAGGAGGAGCGCGCUCGUCUUCGCAAAGAGCAGGAGGCUGAGCUUGCGCACCGACGUGAGGCUGAGGUGAGAGCCUCCUUUCCUACUGCUAAGGCGGCAGAGCAUGCAGCAGUGAUGCAAGUGCGGGAGGAGGCUAUCAGGGAGACGAGGGGAGCACAAGGCGGGAUGGCAUGCAAAAAACGCACCCAAGGUGUUCAACGCCCCUCGCGUAACACCAGUCUUAUCCCUCGACCCUCGAAUCGGACUUCGUCCCAACAGCGAAGUACAGAUGACGUUGGUGAAAAGAUGACGAAACCGAAAUUUGGAAGUGCCCUUACGAUUUCAAAUCGAGAUCGCGCCAAAGAUGGGGACUUGCCGGUUAAACAGUGCCCCCCAAGAGGUCUGCCGGUGGUGCGCACCGAGUCAACCCUCCCUCCUGUUCCGCUCCCAACCAGUACUGCCACCGCGGUCGCUUGCCCCACCUCCGACUUCCUCUCCGCCAUUGCGGACCCCGACUUUGCCUAUCCCCAGACCUCACGUGAUUCCGCACUUCGACAGGUUUCUCGGAUCAAGGAGAAUCUCGCGCAGCGCCAACAUGAGUUGCGCUCGAUGCAGAAUAUCUAA
Molecule: messenger RNA, 1773 nt
Organism: Echinococcus granulosus
Lineage: Eukaryota; Metazoa; Platyhelminthes; Cestoda; Cyclophyllidea; Taeniidae
Exons: 12
Coding region: 1-1773 (590 amino acids)
Source: RefSeq, a predicted model, not a curated record